UUCGAGGGCGUCGCUCCCUCCCUCCCCACCCCGCUACCCCACAGACUCGCGGGGAGGGAGCGCCCCUUCCAGACCUACCUUGUCAAGCACUCUGCUCUCCCUUGACAGGAAAACUAAGAAGGAAAGAAUGGCUGUGGAUUUGCUGCCUGCUCAGAUGACAGAGUCAGUGACGUUUAGGGAUAUAGCUGUGCUCUUCAGCCGGAACGAGUGGUUGCACCUGGACUCUGCCCAGAGAACCUUGUACCGGGAGGUGAUGCUGGAGAACUACAGCACCCUGGUCUCGCUGGGGAUUCCAUUUUCAAUGCCAAAGUUGAUCUGCCAGCUGCAACAUGGAGAAGAUCCCUGUAUGGUGGAAAGAGAAAUCCCUCAAGAUACCUGCCUAGGUGAGUUCAAGACAUGGCCUGAAAUAGAAGCACUGCCUCCCGAAGAGGACAUUUCUAUAGAAGAAACAUCAGGAAUAAUAAAGAAAAAAUCCAUUAAGUUUGGUCACUUGGAUGUCACUUUUGGAGAAGCUUUUGAAUUUGAGGGCAGGAGACAGCAAGAGCAACAGAAGAAACCUCUCAGGCAAAUGAUGGCCUCACACAAAAAUACUAUCAGUGAAGCUGGAAACCAGACAAGUCUUGAAUUAGGGAAAGGCUUAUUUAUAAAUACAGUUCUUGUUAGACAACAAAGUGCUCCUAUAGAAAGGAUACCCAAUAUAUAUUACUUUGGGGAAGAUUUUAAACAGAAUUUUGAUCUAAUGAGAUGUUUCCAGAUUUACCCAGGAGAAAAAGCUCAUAUAAAUGAAUGUGGAAAAAGCUUCAACCAGAGUCUACAUCUUAUUGAACAGCAGAGAAUUCAUACUGGUGAGAAACCUUACAAAUGUAAUGAGUGUGAGAAAACCUUCAGCCACAGAUCAUCCCUUCUUGCCCAUCAGAGGAUUCAUACUGGAGAGAAACCUUACAAAUGUAAUGAAUGUGAGAAAGCAUUUAGCAGUAGUUCAACUCUAAUCAAACAUCUGAGAGUGCAUACUGGAGAGAAACCCUAUCAAUGCAAGGAAUGUGGUACCUUUAGCCAGUGUUCAACCCUCACUGUACAUCAGAGAAUUCAUACUGGAGAGAAACUCUAUAAAUGUGGAGAAUGUGAGAAGGCCUUCAAUUGUAGAGCAAAACUUCAUAGACAUCAAAGAAUCCAUACCGGUGAGAAACCCUAAUGUAGUGAAUGUGGGAAAAGUUACAGCCAGUUUACAUCCCUGGCUGAACAUCAGAGGCUUCAUACUGGAGAACAACUGUGUAAAUGCUUGGAAUGUGGGAGAAACUUCACUCGCAUCUCAACUAUUGAACAUCAGCGGAUUCAUACUGGACAAAAACCAUAUCAAUGUAAUGAAUGUGGGAAAGCCUUCAACCAGUAUUCAUCCUUUAAUGAACAUCAGAAAAUUCAUACUGGGGAAAAACUUUACACAUGUGGAGAAUGUGGGAAAGCCCUUGGUUGCAGAUCUAACCUUUAUAGGCAUCAGAGAAUUCAUACUGGAGAGAAACCCUAUCAGUGUAAUCAGUGUGGAAAAGCUUUCAGCCAGUAUUCAUUCCUAACUGAACAUGAGAGAAUCCAUACUGGAGAGAAACUCUAUAAAUGUAUGGAAUGUGGGAAAGCCUACAGUUACAGAUCAAACCUUUGUAGACACAAAAUUCACAAUAAAGAAAAAUUCUAUAAAUGGAAGGAAUAUGGGAUCAGAGAAUUUCUUAGAGGAGAUAAGCCUUGUGAGGUUUAAUUCAUCUCUCAAAUACUUUAAGAUUCCUCAUUGGAGAAUAAUCAGGAGAAUAAUAAAUAGGGCACAGACUUCUGAUAGAUCAAGUCUUUUUUUAUCUUCCUUCUAGAGAAAAUAGUUACCAUUAAGUAAUGGUAAAAUUAAUCAACGAAUAUUAAGAGCACUGACUUGUCAAAUUUUAUAAGAACCAGUAAAUUCUAAGGUUUCUAAAAACAUAAAAAUUUUAAAUUCAUAGAAAAUGUAAAAGGCCUAAGUUCAAAAAAAAUGAAAAUAAUGGAAUAUAAGUUUUAUUUCCUUCAUUAGACUUUAUUCCCUUUCUAACAUAAGCUUCAAUAUGAAUUUUCUUUUAAAAGCAAUCAUUGAGUUAUUAAUAACGUGAAUAAGUAUGGAGCCUUAUUUUCUAAAAUGGCAGACAGACGUAGGACAUGCUUUCUUUCAUAAAGAGAAGCUAAAGAUAGAAAAGAAUUCUUUAGAUUUUCACAUGGAAAUAAUCAAGCUCACUUUUUAUGAACUGCCUCACCAGCAAUUUAUACUUAUACAUAUAUACACAUAAAUGUGUAUGUAUGCAUGUGUAUAUAUACACACAUACACAGAAUUUUGGAUUAUAUGUAUAUUUUUCCCAAAAGUCUUUGAUGAUUGAAAAAUGUGGUUUUAUUAAUUUAGAAUUUAGUUUUGAAAAUUAAAAUUUUGCCCAGUGACGUCUCUUCCUUUUCCUGUUAUUUCUUAAUUUGAUAUGAUUGCUGAAUAGUCUUUAGAAGUUGGAGUAAACUGAAACAAGUGGAGAGACUGUCAUGCAAAUACUCUCUUGUAGGUUGCAGAAGGGAUAUAUUUCCAGAAUCUGAUUAUACACCUGGUAGCUCAUUAGAGCCAGGAGAGAUUUUAAUUUAGUUUAUUUAUAGCCUUUCAUUUUACUAAUGAAGAAAUUUAGCUUAUUGAGUAGCGUUAAGACUAGAAUCUAGGUCUUCAGUUUUCUGUGGUAAUUUUAGGUUCAUUUCCAACCUCAAAUCCCAAGAGUCCAAGUCCCAAAGCUAUUUGUUUUGUAAACUGGUUAGGCACAAUUGCAUUAAUUUAAUCAGUUUUAUUUUUGUUUGACAGGUUCCCCCUGACUUUAAUCCUAAUAAUUGACUUACAAUCAUGUUUUUCCUUUUUAUUAUAUGUCCCUCAUUAUACCUGCUUUUUUAGUAACUGUACAUAAAUCCUGAAACCCAGCUGAGGUCCAGAUAGUGAAACUGCAUUUGGGGGUUUCACAUACAAGAUUGCCUUUUUGUUUAUUUUUGUUACACAUCUUUUAGGACUUCUUUUGUGUAAAGUGAUACAUGAAUAUUUUAUUAUUAAACAUUCUAAUCAGUUUAAACUGGUUUUCCAAACAUUUUCCAUGUUUUUUAGAAAGAUUUCAUUUUCCCCUGGGCCUACUUCCUCCAAUUUUAUAUUUUACUUUCACAAUUGGUAUCAUUCAAAAAAAUUGUUCUAGUAAAAUUAUCUAGAACUCUCUACCUGAGAAAGGUUUUUAGAAUUAAACUCAAGCCUUCAGCAUUUGACUUGUCUUAGCUCAUUAGAAAGUGUUUCAUGGGAAUUCCCUGGUGGUCCAGUGGUUAGGAGUCAGUG
Molecule: messenger RNA, 3349 nt
Organism: Balaenoptera musculus (blue whale)
Lineage: Eukaryota; Metazoa; Chordata; Mammalia; Artiodactyla; Balaenopteridae
Gene: ZNF354C
Product: zinc finger protein 354C
Biological process (GO): regulation of transcription by RNA polymerase II
Molecular function (GO): DNA-binding transcription factor activity; RNA polymerase II cis-regulatory region sequence-specific DNA binding
Source: RefSeq, a predicted model, not a curated record